GUCUAGCUACAUUUUAGGCAUUCAUAAAAUCUGUUAACCUCCAUUAGCGAUCGCAUGGACUUUCCAGAAUGGACUUAGCUGCCGAUUUUCUCUAGGUCAUGCUGACCGAUCGGAUCUAGCAUAACGAUCGUUUACAUCAAAAUUCAACCAAUAAUGUAUUUCCUAUUUGUCCAUGCUAUAUACUUAGUUCUUGGUAUCGAUGCUGUAGGUCUAUUUUCGACCCAUUUAGGGAUUUGAACGAGUAUCUUAAGAUGGAUCCGGUAUAAGAAUUAUAAUACCUAGGCUAGAACAGACUCAUGACUCAGGCAUAGGUACAUGACUCUGCAUAAUUGUUAAUAGCACACAAGGCUAUCAGUUAUAUCCAACGGAAAUUUACUGUCUAUAAGUCAUAUACCCAGCUGUUUCGACAAGUUUAAACUAUAAGUUCAAGAGCAAACUUCAAAUAGCCCCUUCAAAAUGCCUUCUAUCGAUCUUGAGUACCCCAAGCAACCUUAUAACAAGGUUAACCGAUAUGACUCUCGAGCUACCUAUGCUCUGGAGACCAUCCACCAGAUAGUGAACGCCUGUCCUAUUCUCCAUGUCUCCUUUACCGUUCCUAACUCCCCCUUUCCUACGAUACUGCCUAUGAUAGGUCAGAUGGGCUCGUUUGACCGGCCUAGCGCGGAUACGGGGGAUGUACUCGAGCUUUAUCUCCACGGUUACGUUUCAUCGCGGCUCAUAAACAUGUCGCGAAACGCCACCAACGACACCGCCUCGUCAGGGGAAGAAGAGGGAUUGCCAAUAUGUGUGGCCGCCAGUCAAGUGGAUGGCCUGGUCCUGGCGCUCACCCCGAACUCGCACAGUUACAACUACCGUUCGGCAUCACUGUUCGGGUACGCGAAGCUGGUGACUGAUAUCGAGGAGAAGCAAUACGCCAUGGAACUCAUCACCAACUCAGUAGUCCGCGAUCGCUAUCGCCACACUCGCGUCCCACCCAACGCCGCCGAGAUGCAGAGCACCAGCAUCUUACGCGUCAAGAUCUCCGCCGGCAGCGCUAAGCUCAGGACUGGCAUGCCCAACGACGACAAGGCAGAUGUGGAGAACGGCGAGCUACUGGACAAGGUGUGGACAGGCGUAGUUCCCGUGCACUACACUCUGGGAGAGCCAAUCCCCGGACCGUAUAAUAGGGUGGAGAUGCCGUCGUACUUACGAGAGUUCGUCGCGGAUUCUAAUCACUAUGCGAAGGAGCUCGCCGUGGUGGAUGCUAUGAAGCCAAUGGCAGCGAAGCCGAAACAUCAUGAUGAUGCCUGAUUUUGCUCUAGCCCGUGGUGGCGUUUCCUAAUUGUUAAGCGUUGUGCCUAUUAUUCCCAUGGAAGAAUCUCGAUGUUGAAACUGGCCGGCCUCAUAUUAACUAUCACAUAUAAGGCCUGAUUUCUCGUUAGCAAUUAUGGCGUCGUUUUUGCGAUAAUAACAAAGCAAUUCACGUUAUAACAUAUUCACUAUUUCGUAUUAAUAAGUAUAUGGUUGUUCGUUUAUGUUGAAGCAGAAUCAAUGCAGGUAGAAUCGCAAGUACUAAACCUACCAAACCCAGGUAUCUCAAUAAGACCGUAC
Daldinia decipiens is the source of this 1590-nucleotide messenger RNA. RefSeq lists its product as uncharacterized. The record is from RefSeq and is a predicted model, not a curated record. The transcript is spliced from 2 exons. The coding region runs from base 457 to 1290 and encodes 277 amino acids. NCBI's taxonomy places the organism in Eukaryota, Fungi, Ascomycota, Sordariomycetes, Xylariales, Hypoxylaceae.